AGAACUACAGAAGAUUUGUCCCAAGAAAUUCAUCCUGAUCUACAAGAAGCACCAAAAGCUCCCACAACUAAUUGGUGGGACGUGAAUGGUGAAGGAUCUGAAAGCAGUAAUGUUUGUUUGGAGGAUAGGAUAAACGAGAUUUAUAAUUUUUAUUUCGAUAACGUUGAGAAAGUUGUGCUGGAGAUUGAUAUCGGGGAACUUGAAGAGACAGACCGAGAUCAGUUCAGAACAAUGACGGCCGCUGAGCAAAACUACUCCGUCAUCGAACAGGAGUGUUUGGCUGUUAUCUGGUCUAUUUCUUACUUUCGCCAGUACCUCCACGGAUCUCACUUUACUUUGAUCACUGACCAUUCCGCUCUCAAGUUCUUGUUAAGCCACAAGCUCCCCCAAGGUCAACUUGCACGUUGGAUCUUAGCCUUACAAGAGUACACCUUUAUCAUUGUACAUCAUUCCAGAAGGCAGCAUUCGAAUGCUGAUAGUCUUUCUCGUAUUUCUGAACCCACAUCACUUUUAAAUCUUUUUUAUUUUUGA
Racocetra persica is the source of this 531-nucleotide messenger RNA. The record is from the annotation of a GenBank genome assembly. Lineage: Eukaryota; Fungi; Glomeromycota; Glomeromycetes; Diversisporales; Gigasporaceae.